AUACGAUGUGCAGGCAAGCUGUGUAACAGUCCCAAACAAACAAAAGAACGAUGAGUAGAGUUCGUCAAAUAAAAACAAAUAUGGACAACAAGAAUGCAAAAAACAAUGAAGUACUAAUGCUUCUUAAAUCCAUUGAUCCAUUAUUGAAGUUAGAAAGGUGCUAUGGCAUAUUCAGAUUUCAUAUCUUUGACGACCACCUGGGACCAAUAAACAGAAUGAUGAAAGUUUAUGGAAUCUGUAUUAUGUUUGCUUUUACUAUCCCGUAUUGUGUUCUGUGUUUUUAUUCUUAUUCUAAAAUAGAGAAUUUUGAUACAGUGGCAAUUGUGGAUGCACUAGAAAAUUUUCCCCCGUUAAUAAUGGCACUGCAGUAUUUUAUAUUUAUCAUUAUAUCGUUACAGUUACAUGAUAAAAACAUACUUCUUAUAAAAAAACUUGCUCAAGUCGAUCGUAUAUUAAAUGUAUCAAUGAAAAAAGAUUUUUUCGAGAAUUUCCAUAAAGAUGUACAAAUUUUGUUAUUUUUAUUUCUAAUUAGUUACACAUUUUCGCUUAUUCCAGAUUUUUUUGAUAUCUUUAAUGAAAGAAACUAUUAUCAAAUAAUUUCCGUUGGAAUUGAUUUUCCACUUCACCUCGAAUCAUUGUCUUUUUAUAUAUUUAUCAAAAUACUGACUGUAAGAUUGAAUAUCCUUAACAACCAUUUAAUAGAUUUAAUUAAAUUAAAAAAUCAAAAAAAUGCUUCUCCUUUCAUCGAUAUUAAUAUAUCAAAUGAAAAUUUAAACUAUACUUCAAACGAUAGUAGAGCUUCUCAUAGAAAUAAUAAGACAAUUCGUCUUGGCGAAGCUUAUAAAAUUAUCGGUGAAGCGAAUUACUUGAUUAAUGAUAUUUUCGAAUUUCAGAACUUCAUGUCACUCGUAUCUACGUUUGUUUAUAUCAUUAUCACACUAUGGAGUUCAAUAUAUUUCUAUCGUACUUUAAAGCAAUUAAAUUUACUGCUAGCAUUCACAGUGCAGUGCGUCUAUGAAAUUUUUAUAAUAAGCCUAAUGUCUUAUAUUUGUGAUGUAAUGAGUUCGGAACGCAACACUACUAAAAUAUUAGUGAACGAGUUAAUUGUUGACUAUAAUUUACCUAAAGCGAUAAGAAUUCAAGCUAAAACUUUCAUGGAAUUAAUCGAAGUGUGGCCAUUGAAGAUAUUUGCUUACGACAUGUUCCCUAUAGAUAUUAAGUUAAUUCUUAAGUUUGUCAGUGUCUCAACGACGUUCCUUAUAGUCAUCAUACAAAUUUCGCACUUUAUAUGA
This is a messenger RNA of Vanessa tameamea, 1292 nucleotides long. RefSeq lists its product as uncharacterized. Gene Ontology annotation, cellular component: membrane. The record is from RefSeq and is a predicted model, not a curated record. The coding region runs from base 51 to 1292 and encodes 413 amino acids. Gene Ontology annotation, biological process: sensory perception of taste. Lineage: Eukaryota; Metazoa; Arthropoda; Insecta; Lepidoptera; Nymphalidae. The transcript has a single exon.